GCUGCUGCUGCGGGACUGAAGCUGAAUCUGCCCGCUUGUUCUCCAGCAGCCAGCAGCAGAAGCAGUGAUCGGGACCGGAGUAUAAUCGCUGUCCGGAGUGCAUAGAUGUGCAAAACCCCUGGAUUAUCCGUGCGCUGGAGAGGCCAGAACCGACCGCCGUGGAGGACUGUUCUAAUUUAGUUUUCAAAAGGGAAAGAGCCACGGGGAAAGCAUGGCGGUAGAAGAGGAAGGUCUCCGGGUUUUCCAGAGCGUUAAAAUAAAAAUAGGAGAAGCAAAAAACAUCCCUCCGUACCCGGGGCCAAACAGAAUGAGGGACUGCUACUGCACUGUCAACCUGGACCAAGAAGAGGUCUUCAGGACCAAGAUCAUCGAGAAGUCCCUUUGUCCGUUCUAUGGGGAGGACUUUUACUGCGAGAUCCCACGUAGCUUCAGACAUCUCUCCUUCUACAUCUUCGACAGGGACGUCUUCAGGAGGGACUCCAGUAUCGGGAAGGUUGCAGUGAAGAAAGAGGACCUGCAGAAAUAUCACGGCAAAGACACCUGGUUCCAGCUACAACCUGUCAGCGCUGACUCAGAAGUGCAGGGAAAAGUGCACCUGGAGCUGCGUCUGAGUGAAGUCAUCACAGACAGUGGAGCCAUCAAUCAUAAACUAGCCACACGAGUGUUGGAGUGCCAAGGUCUUCCAAUCGUCAACGGCCAGUGUGAUCCUUACGCUGCUGUCUCCUUACUUGGACCUUCAAGGUCGGAAGCUAAGAAGACAAAAGUGAAGAGGAAAACCAACAAUCCACAGUUUGAGGAGGUUUUCUAUUUUGAGGUGACGCGGCCGUUAAGCUACACAAAGCGGCAUUUUGAUGUUGAAGAAGAGGAUGUUGACAAGCUGGCACUGAGGGUGGAUCUGUGGAACGCCAGCAACCUGAAGUUUGGCGAUGAGUUCCUGGGAGGUGUGCGAGUUCCUCUGCGGGUGCUGGGUCAGGCUGGUGUCCACGACGCAUGGUACUUUCUUCAGCCCAGGGAAAACGGAGGGAAGUCAGUUAAGGUAGAAGAGCUCGGCUCUCUGCGUCUGAACAUCGUUUACACUGAGGACCACGUCUUCCCCUCCGAACACUACACUCCCCUCAGAGAUCUACUGCUACACUCUGCUAAUGUAGAGCCUGUGUCGGCGUCCACAGCUCACACUCUGGGGGAGGUGUGUCGAGAGAAACAAGAAGCCGCCAUUCCCCUCGUGCGUCUGUUUCUUCACUACGGCAAGAUUGUGCCUUUCAUCAGCGCCAUCGCUCACGCCGAAGUCAACCGCACACAAGAUCCCAACACCAUUUUCCGAGGAAACUCACUGACUUCCAAGUGCAUUGACGAGACCAUGAAACUGGCAGGAAUGCACUAUCUGCAAGUCACACUCAAACCCAUCAUAGACGAGAUCUGCACAGAACACAAAUCCUGUGAAAUCGACCCAGUCAAGCUCAAAGAGUCUGAGAACUUGGAUACGAACAGGGAAAACCUUCGUCAGUAUGUGGACCGUAUCUUCAAUGUUAUCACCACCUCUGGUGUUCGUUGCCCCACCGUCAUGUGCGAUAUCUUCUUCUCUUUGAGAGAGUCCGCUGCCACGCGUUUCCAAGUUGACCAAGAUGUCCGAUACACAGCAGUGAGCAGUUUCAUUUUCCUGCGUUUCUUCGCUCCAGCCAUCCUCUCCCCAAACUUGUUCCAUCUAAGGCCGCACCAUCCAGAUCCUGCCACCUCUCGAACCCUCACCCUCAUCUCCAAGACUAUCCAGACCCUGGGAAGUCUCGCCAAGUCUAAAUCUGCCAAUUUCAAAGAGUCUUACAUGGCUGCAUUUUACGACUACUUCAAUGAGCAGAAAUAUGCGGACGCUGUGAAGAAUUUCCUGGAUUUGAUCUCCACCUCUGGCAAAUGGGAUCAGAAGAGUAUUGAAACACCAAUCAUGCUGAAAGAGGGGAGUGUAAAACUCACUAUAAAGAGGGUUGAUGGGAAGGGGUCAAAAGGCACCAAGGGCAGAUUUAUGAUAAAGAGGGCACAAGGGAGAAACCGGUUUGGAAUGAAGAACUUCAAGAAGAGAUGGUUUCGCCUCACCAAUCACGAGUUUACCUACCACAAAACAAAAGGGGAGGGUGCGCUGUGCAGCAUUCCCAUAGAGAACAUUCUGGCUGUAGAGAGGCUAGAGGAGGAGUCUUUCAAGAUGAAAAAUAUGUUCCAGGUCAUUCAGCCGGAGCGUGCGCUCUACAUCCAGGCCAACAACUGCGUCGAGGCGCGCGACUGGAUUGACAUCCUGACCAAAGUCAGCCAGUGCAACCGCAAACGCCUUAGCACUUACCAUCCUUCAGCCUACCUCAACGGCCACUGGCUCUGCUGCAAGCUCUCAGCAGACACGGCCCCCGGGUGUACACCCUGCACUGGCAGUCUCCCAGCAAACAUCCAGCUGGAUGUAGACGGAGACAGAGAGACAGAGAGGAUCUAUUCCCUGUUCAGCACAUACAUGACCAAACUGAUCAAGAUGCAAGAGGCUUGUGGCAGUAAGUCUGUGUACGACGGGCCCGAACAGGAGGAGUACUCCAGCUUUGUCAUCGACGACCCCCAGGAGACCUACAAAACCCUGAAACUGAUUGUUUCAGCUGUGCAGACCUUGGAGCAGCAGCACACCAAGUACAAACGUGACAAGUUCAAGAAGACAAAGAUAGGCAGCCAGGAGCAUCCAAUUGGAGACAAGAGUUUUCAGUGCUACGUCCGCCAGCAGUCUGAGUGCUCCACCUACUCCAUCUAGCCCUGUGUACAGUUUCUAUGAUGCCCAGAACCAGCCGGAAUAUUUCCUUUACUGCAAAGAAAAUCCAUCUAAAAAAUCCUCAGUAUCUAGCGUUCAGUUUUAAAUCAUUAUUUUUUUUCCCUUAAAACAAGAUUUU
Molecule: messenger RNA, 2909 nt
Organism: Etheostoma cragini (Arkansas darter)
Lineage: Eukaryota; Metazoa; Chordata; Actinopteri; Perciformes; Percidae
Gene: rasa3
Product: RAS p21 protein activator 3
Exons: 25
Coding region: 212-2773 (853 amino acids)
Biological process (GO): negative regulation of Ras protein signal transduction; regulation of GTPase activity; intracellular signal transduction
Molecular function (GO): GTPase activator activity
Source: RefSeq, a predicted model, not a curated record